Cricetulus griseus (Chinese hamster) is the source of this 4186-nucleotide messenger RNA. The record is from RefSeq and is a predicted model, not a curated record. Lineage: Eukaryota; Metazoa; Chordata; Mammalia; Rodentia; Cricetidae.
AUUUUAUGGAUGAAGAAACCGAGGCUCACAGACAUCCUCGGCCAUCAGAGCCACACGGUUCACUGCCCAGCAUGGGAAAAGAGGAGGAGAUGGCACGGGCUGCGUGGAGGAGAGGGCCUCGGCUUCGGUGGAUCUCAGCUUGAGGAGGGCCACAUGGGUCCAGUUUGUAAAUCCCCCUUGCCCGUGCUCUUCGUGUACAAGCUCCACCCGAAGGCUGCUCUGACAGGGGAGCUGCCAAAGCCAGCUCAGGACAGGAUUAUGUGUACUGGGUAGACCACGGAGAGGCAGCAGGGACAGACCUGGGGGAGCAGAGAGAAGCAGGAGGUGGAGAGGGGACCAGCAUCGGACAAGAGAGAGACAGAGUAUCCUCCGUGCCCAGAUGCCAGAGUAGCUAACCUGCCCCUGCCUCCCAGCCCAGGGGCAGUCAAGGGAGAGCAAUGGAGACCUGGCUGGGCAGGCUCUGGUUAUGUGUAAUGCUGUUUCUGCCUCUUCUUCAGCUCUGCCGGAAUCAGGAGCUCUUUGGACCUUCUCUUCAGACACCAGCAGAGGAGGGCCAGGCCCCUGAGGGCCUCUGGGGACAUUGGGGCCGGUGGGCCUCCUGCUCCCAGCCCUGUGGGGUGGGAGUGCAGCGCAGGAGCCGAACAUGUGAACUGCGCCCAGGCCUACCCCUCCCUCCCCGACCCCCAAGACAUCCAGAAGCCCUCCGGCCCCGGGGUCAGAGCUCUAGACCCCAGGUUUCCCGGGGUCCCCAGUCCCUGCACAGGCCACAGCCUCGGGGAAGGGGUGGCCCUCUUCAAGGUCCUGCUUCUCAUCUGGGGAGAGAAAAGACCCAGGAGACUCCAGGGGCCCAGAGGUCCCGGGGUCGAGACCCUAUCAAGCCAGGGAUGUUUGGCUAUGGGAGAGUGCCUUUUGCCUUGCCACUGCACCGGAGCCGCAGGCAUCCCAGCAGACCCGAGCAACCCAAGAACUCUUCUACAUGGGCAGAGGCCCUUCCAUCCCAGCCUCCAAGCACAGAACUGGCUUCUGCAAACCACAGCUCUCAAAUGCAGCUGCCUGAACUGCAUGCCCCCUCCCGCUCCCCCGAAGCGGAAACCCCAAGGACAGGAAGCACUCAGAUAGAGGUGCCCCCCAGAAGCAGUCCUGCUCCCUCUGACACAGGGAUUCCUUCACCCAUGUCCUUCUUUGGAGACAGUAGGUCUUUCCAGGGAUCCCCUGGGCCACGAAUGCCUACUUCCCAGGGUUGGAACAGUCCCCAGGGAACAGAGCGGCACCCUCAUCCUUUCCCUUCUGUCCCCCGGAGUAGAGGCCAGCAGAGCAGGGGACACGGGAGACCUCGAGGGAGUUUUCACAGGUCCCCAGAUGGCUGGCUGCCUCUGACAAGAGAUUCCAGCCCCCUCUGGAGCCUUUUUGCUCCCAGUAGCCCUGUUCCAAAAUGUUCUGGGGAAAAUGAGCAGCUGAGAGCCUGCAGCCAGGAGCCUUGCCCUCCUGAGCAGCCAGACCCCAGGGCCCUGCAAUGUGCAGCCUUUGACUCCCAGGAAUUCAUGGGCCAGCUGUACCAGUGGGAGCCCUUCACUGAAGUUCAGGGUUCCCAGCGCUGUGAACUGAACUGCCGCCCCCGGGGCUUCCGAUUCUAUGUCCAUCACACCGAAAAGGUCCAGGAUGGGACCUUGUGUCAGCCUGGAUCCCUAGACAUUUGUGUGGCAGGACGCUGCCUGAGCCCCGGCUGUGAUGGGAUCCUUGGCUCUGGCAGGCGUCCAGAUGGCUGUGGAGUCUGUGGAGGUGAUGGCUCUACCUGUCAUCUCGUUUCGGGAAACCUCACUGAUCGAGGGGGCCCCUUGGGCUACCAGAAGAUUCUGUGGAUCCCUGCAGGAGCUUCCCGUCUGAAGAUUUCCCAGCUCCGACCCAGUUCCAAUUACCUCGCACUCCGAGGGCCAGGGGGCCGCUCCAUUAUCAAUGGAAACUGGGCUGUGGAUCCUCCAGGGUCCUACUCGGCCGUCGGGACUGUCUUCCAGUAUAACCGUCCUCCUCGGGAGGAAGGCAAGGGGGAGAGCAUGUCAGCUGAAGGCCCUACCACCCAGCCUGUGGAUGUCUAUAUGAUCUUUCAAGAGGACAACCCAGGUGUUUCUUAUCAGUAUGUCAUUGCUUCCCCUCCUGCAGUCCUAGAGAGCCCUUCCACGAAGCCUCCAGCCUUCCAACUUCAGCCUGAGAUGCUGAGCGGGGAAGCCCUACUUGCUUCAGCUCCUCGCCCAGUUCGGGCACCAGGCACCCUCCAGCGUCAGGUGCGGAUUCCCCAAGUGCCUGUUGUGACUCACACCAGGACAUCCCUGGGCACUGCAGCGGGAUACUGGAAGCAGGUGGGGCACUCUGAGUGUUCGGCAUCCUGUGGCAAAGGUGUUUGGCACCCCAUUUUCCUCUGCAUUUCCCGUGAGUCAGGAGAGGAGUUGGAUGAACAGAACUGUGCCAUGGGUGCCAGACCCCCAGCUUCCCCUGAACCCUGCCAUGGGCCCCCGUGUCCCCCAUACUGGGAGGCUGGUGAGUGGACUUCCUGCAGCCAGUCCUGCGGCCCUGGCACCCAGCACCGCCAGCUGCUCUGCAGACAAGAAUUUGGAGACGGUGGCUCCUCUGUGCCCCCAGAGCGUUGUGGACAUCUCCCCCGGCCCAAUGUCACUCAGCCUUGUCAGCUGCACCUCUGUGGCCACUGGGAGAUUAGCUCCCCCUGGAGCCAGUGCUCUGUGCGCUGUGGUCGGGGUCAGAGGAGCAGGCAAGUUCGGUGCGUUGGAAGCAAUGGUGACGAAGUGAGCAAGCAGGAGUGUGCUUCGGGCCCCCCCCCACCGCCCAGCAGAGAGGCCUGUGACAUGGGACCCUGUACCACAGCCUGGUUCUACAGUGACUGGAGUUCCAAGUGCUCAGCUGAGUGCGGGACAGGAAUCCAGAGACGCUCUGUGGUCUGCCUUAGGAGUGGGGAGACCCUCCAGGAGGACCAGGAAGCAGGAGCAGGAAGCACUGAGCAUGGCUGCCCUCUCAGAAGCCGCCCUCCUGACAUGCGCGCCUGCAGCUUAGGGCCCUGUGAGAGGACAUGGCGCUGGUACACAGGGCCCUGGAGUGAGUGUUCCUCAGAGUGUGGGUCUGGCACACAGCACAGAGACAUCAUCUGUGUGUCCAAACUGGGAGCUGAGUUCAAUGUGACGUCUCCCAGCAACUGUUCCCACCUCCCCAGGCCCCCUGCCCUGCAGCCAUGUCAGGGGCAGGCCUGUGAGGACCGAUGGUUUUCUACUCCCUGGAGUCCGUGUUCUCGCUCCUGCCAGGGAGGCAUGCAGACGAGGGACGUCCAGUGCCUGAGUGCCAAUCAGACUCUCAGCACCCGAUGUCCUCCUCGCCUGCGACCUUCCAGGAAGCGGUCCUGUAACAGCCAACCCUGCAACCAGCGCCCUGAUGACCAAUGCAAGGACAGCUCUCCACACUGCCCCCUGGUGGUACAGGCCCGGCUCUGCGUCUACCCCUACUACACAGCUACCUGCUGCCGCUCAUGUGCCCACGUCCUGGACCGGUCCCAGCUGGAGCCUGCCUGAAAUGGGUCCAAGAGAUCCUUUCUUCAUGGGUUUCUUAUGCCACCACUGGCCACCCGCUGACUAUCCCACUCUGUAUCCUCUGGCUUUUCACCUGGUCUGGGUCUCACCAGGGAUGUCCUCUAGGGGGAGAGGACAAGGUGACUGUUGACCUGCUGUUGGGUUUGCACUACAAUGUGACACCCUGGGAUGUGUACCUGGCCUGCCUGGGUGUUUGCCCCUGUGUAUGUGUCACUUCCUCAAAAAAGCAAACUGAGGAAGAGGGGGAAGUGCACAACACCUGUUUCCCGGAUGCCUUCUUUUUCCACGCUAGUCUGAGCUACAUAGCAUGUGCCCUGUAAGUUCCAAUUUUAUGUCCCAAUCCUCAUUUCCAGGCCAGGCCUCACACCAUUAAGCUACCCUGUUGUUCCUACCCCUUCAUCCCUCCCUCAUUAGCUAGGGGACCCCUGCUACCCUACCUUGCCCAGGAAGGACCACACCUCUCCAGAGCAGGGACCAGUGUGAGGAGGAUGAAAAAGAGAGAUGUCAGCAUUAAGACACCCUAGCCCCGGCCCCCACUUCACACUGGUGACGCCCAUCCCAGAACUAAUUUAUUUUUUAUUAAAGUUGAUUGUGACAAA